CGCUUUCCGCUCGUCACUACACGCGGCUCAGGAGGCGUCACCUCCUCCUCCUCCUCCACAGCCGAGCAAGGGCAGAAUGGGCGAGCUGCCGUGACGACGCGACCCCGACUUUAACCUGGGGGUGACGGGCGGGCGGGGAGCAGGAGAGACCACCAGGGCGUCCAGAAGGAAGAGCAAAGCGGCAGAGAGAGAGAGAGAGACUUCGUGGAGAGCCGGCGAUAUCUAAAGGACCCACGCGGGCCGGACGAGGUGAUUCGGCAUCCAGCCAUGGGGAACGCAGGGAGCGUGGACGCCCUGCAGGGCAGCGCUGCCCCGGAGCCCCGGGUUCUCCAUGGGCAGCCGCCUCCUCGCCUGCCCAUGCCCAGCGAGGAGGAGCUGGAGAUGCGCUUCGCUGCCGUGCUGAAUUCUAUGAACCUGCCACCGGACAAAGCACAGCUGCUGCAAGAUUACGACGUCGAGAAGAAAUGGGAGCUCGUCUGCGACCAGGAGCGAUUCCAGGUGAAGAACCCGCCGCACACCUACAUCCAGCAGCUCAAGAGCCACAUGGAGUUCAGCAUGGCUCGCAAGUUCAAGAGGCGAGUGCAAGAGUCGACGCAGGUGUUGCGCGAGAUCGAAAUCUCUCUGCGCACGAACCACAUUGGGUGGGUGAGGGAGUUUCUGAACGAGGAGAACCGGGGACUGGAUGUGCUCGUGGAUUACCUGUGCCACACGCAGAGCUCCGGCACCUACGACGAUGCCGCCGCGGCCACCACGGACAGCGGCGCGACGCCGUCGAUGGCCGAGAGGCAGAAGUCGCUGGACGGCGCCGUCGACGAGGACGCGGAGCACGAAUCCAGCGGCGGCGGCCUCACCUCCGCCGCCAGCAGCGUGUCCCGCGCGGCCAAGCAACUGCUGCUGCGGCACAACACGCUCAACCGCCGGUGGACCUUCCGCAACCAAAAGGCCGUGAGCCAGGAUGACGUCCACGUGUGCAUCAUGUGCCUGCGUGCCAUCAUGAACUACCAGUCUGGCUUCAACCUGGUGAUGUCGCACCCAAGCUGUGUCAACGAGAUCACGCUGAGCCUCAACAACAGGAGUCCCAGGACGAAGGCCCUGGUGCUGGAGCUCCUGGCGGCUGUCUGCCUCGUCCUGGGAGGUCACAGCAAGAUCCUCGCCGCCUUCAGCAACUUCAAGGAGUCGUGUGGAGAGAAGAAUCGCUUCGAGAGGCUCAUGGAAUACUUUGGAACGGAGGACAACAACAUUGAUUUCAUGGUGGCCUGCAUGCAGUUCAUCAACAUCGUGGUGCACUCCGUGGAGGACAUGAACCUGCGCGUCCACCUGCAGUACGAGUUCACCGAGCUGGGCCUGGACGGCGUCCUCGAGAGCCUGAAGGAGACGGAGAGCGAGCGGCUGCUGAUGCAGAUCCAAGCGUACCUGGACAACGUGUUCGACGUGGGCGCCCUGCUGGAGGACGCCGAGACACGCACCGCCGCCCUGGAGCACGUGGACAGCCUGGAGGACCAGAUCGCCAGCGUGACGCGGCACAUGGAGGAGAAGGAGCUCGAGGCUAUGGCCAGGAUAGCAGAGCUGGAGAAACAGCUGAUGCACGGUGCCAGCGCGCUUAAUAGCAUCGAGGGGCUGUACAGGGAUGCCAGCAGCCGCAUCCAUGAGCUGGAGAGCCUUCUGAAAGACACGACCCUGCAGCUGGAGGUGUCGCGAAGCCAGAAGUUGCAGGCCCAGAUGGUGGUGGUCCCGGCCGCCAGAAACGCAGACGAGAAGUCACUACCCGCGUCAGACUCAACGGGGGGCACGGGAGGUGGCACCCAGCCGGGACUGCCCCACCUCACCUGCUCUCUGGUGGACCAAGAGCUCUCGAACUCUCACCCAGAAGAUGAAUCACCUCCACGUCCUCAAGGAGGCCCGCAUGCUCCUCCAUUGUGUCGCCCAGUGGCGCCUCCUCCUGCACCUCCAGCACCACCUCUCCCAGGAGGGUCUGUGGCACCCCCACCGCCACCUCCUCCUCCUCCACCGCCCCCACCUCCUCCAUCGGGACAAGGCAUUCCUCCACCUCCUCCUCCGCCUCCUCCACCAGGCGGCAGCAUUCCCCCUCCGCCGCCGCCGCCGCCUCCACCAGGCGGAGCUCUGCCACAGGGAACAGGCAACGCUGCUGCAGGAUACAAGAUGAAAAAGCCCAUCGUCACCAAGAUGCGCAUGCAGGCCUUCAACUGGGUGGCUCUGCAGAGUAGCCAAGUAGACGGCACCAUCUUCCACGAGCUCGAGGACGAGAAGGUGCUCGGGGAGCUGAACGUGGGCGAGUUCGAGGAGCUGUUCAAGACGAAGGCGCAGGGCGGCGGCCCGAGCGCGGCGGCCGGCGGCGGCGGCGGCUCGGCCGGCCGCGCCAAGCCCGUGGCCAAGGCCCCCAGCUCAAGCGUCAGCUUCAUGGAGGCGAACCGCGCCCGCAACGUGUCCAUCACGCUGCGCCGUGCGGGGAUGCCCACCGAGGACAUCCUCACGGCCAUCGAAGGCUUCGAGGUGUCGCGCCUCUCGCUGGACUUCGUCGAGUGCCUGACGCGGCAGCUGCCCUCGGAGGCGGAGGUGCUGCGCAUGCAGCAGUACGAGCGCGACGGGAAGCCGCUGUCCGAGCUGGCCGAGGUGGACCGCUUCAUGCUGCGACUGAGCGCCGUGCCGCGCCUGCCGCAGCGGCUCUCCGUGCUCGUGUUCAUGGGCAACUUCGAGGAGAGCGUGCAGCGUCUCACGCCGCAAGUGAAUUCCAUCAUUGCCGCGUCGCGCUCCCUCAAGUCGUCACUGAAGUUGAAAAAGAUUUUAGAGAUCAUCCUGGCGUUUGGGAAUUACAUGAACAGCAGCAAGCGGGGGGCGGCGUACGGCUUCAAGCUGCAGAGCCUCGACCUGCUGCACGAGACGAAGUCGAUGGACCGGAAGCAAACGCUCCUGCAUUACCUAGCGUCGGUCAUCCACAGCAAGUACCCGGAGGCGGGCAACUUCCACGCGGAGCUGCAGUUCCUGGACAAAGCAGCUGCAGUGUCCUUGGACAGCGUACUGUCGGACGUUAAGGAGUUGCAGCGGGGCAUGGAGCUGAGCCAUAAGGAGCUCGCCUCUCUGCCUGACAACGCCACCUUGCAGGACUUCCUGGCUCACAACAAGGACAAGCUGGAGCAGCUUCAGGGCGAUGCCAUCACUGCUCAGGAGGCGUACACGAGUGUGGUGCAAUAUUACGGGGAGACCACCAAGAGCAUGCCUCCCUCCACCUUCUUCCCCUUCUUCGUCAGGUUUACCGCCGCGUACAAGAAAGCAGAGCAGGACAACGAGGCCCGGGAGAAGCUCGAGAGGAUGACCAAGAAAGAGGAGCCCACGGACAACCAAGAGGAGGCGAAGCCGGAGAGCGUUACUGCCAAGAAACCUCAGAUGGACCUGAUGGCCGAGCUGAAACGGAGGCAGCAGGCGAAGGAGCGUAUCGUCUACGAAGGCAAGGACGGCGCCAUCGAGGACAUCAUCACAGAUCUGAGGAACUCGCCGUACAUCCGCACGGCGGUAGGGCGGCGCAACUCCCGCAAGCGCGACGAGGCCGGCGUGUUGGUGUCCGGUUCGGAGAUGCAGCUCUAAAGAACGGGGUGGGGGGCAGGGGGGGCGAUGGCCUCUGGUGGGCCCUGCCUGGACAGCCCUGGUGGAGGAGGAGGGGUCCUGGUGGAGGGAUCUGGAGAGCGUGAGAAGAUGUCAACUUCUUCGCCUCGUGCACGCGGCUUCGAUCCCGACGCCCGACGCCUGUAUAUUUGGAGUGUGCACGUCUCGCUCGCCGUGGAAUUUUCGCCGGGUCCUCUGUUUUUUUUUUAAACUCCACAUAUCGAAUCGACGUGCGCAGAGAGAGUAUUUUUGGCUGCUGUAAAUUUGCACGUGAUAAGCCACUUCAUUAAGCUAUCAUGUGCGGCCAGGCUGCUCCUGAAAAAAAGGUUAUAUAGCUCGGUGGGCCUUACCUGGUAAAAAAAAAAAUACAAGUUUAGUUCAGUUUUAGUUUAUUAUAAGUCAGGUGAUUGGUUGCGGGCACGGAGCUUGCUUCCAUGCCUGUACCAGAUAACAUCCCUGCCGCACUGUGACCUUCGACUGCGCGUGAUCAACUCAUUAGCCACUCGCGUCAAGCCACCACCUAAAUAGCCCAGCGUCUGAUAUCCUUAAUGAUCGGUUUAACGUCAGGUCCAAUAUCAGUCCCAGGGGUCUCGUUAAUUGCACAAUUGAGAUUGUGGCUGCAAACGGGGGGGAUGGAGGGAUGGU
This is a messenger RNA of Petromyzon marinus (sea lamprey), 4263 nucleotides long. Its product is annotated as formin-like protein 2. Gene Ontology annotation, biological process: regulation of cell shape; cell migration; cortical actin cytoskeleton organization. Gene Ontology annotation, molecular function: actin filament binding; small GTPase binding. The record is from RefSeq and is a predicted model, not a curated record. Gene Ontology annotation, cellular component: cytosol. Lineage: Eukaryota; Metazoa; Chordata; Hyperoartia; Petromyzontiformes; Petromyzontidae.